This is a messenger RNA of Trichoplusia ni (cabbage looper), 1860 nucleotides long. RefSeq lists its product as uncharacterized. Bases 114 to 1097 code for a protein of 327 amino acids. The transcript is spliced from 8 exons. The record is from RefSeq and is a predicted model, not a curated record. NCBI's taxonomy places the organism in Eukaryota, Metazoa, Arthropoda, Insecta, Lepidoptera, Noctuidae.
GAUUGACCUCUGCUGCGCUAAUCUGCUAUACAGGCCCUAUUAAACCCACGGGCCGCAGUCACAAUACGCAGUCGUGAACAAUCUAACGACUCGCGAGGUUGUUGAAGUUUGUCAUGGAGAAAAUAAUAUUUGUUUUAUCACUCGUCGCCGCGGCGUGCGGUAUUCAGUACGAUGGCCUUAGAGUGAAAUUCGGCUGGUCGGAUGCUCUGGCGGACAUGGAGUACUUCUUCUCCAUUCCCCGGACGAUCAGCGAGGUGGAGACCGAGGGCUGGACGCGGACAGAGCGCCCCCCAGGACCGCUCCCCGAGCUGAGGAUGUACUGUCCUCCAGGGAGGACCGUCUGCCCCUUGUACGACACUGCUGGAUUUGUGGCUGGACUUAUGAUUGCUCUUCCAGUAGACGAGUACGACUCUCCGCCAGUGAAGCCAGAGAAGAAGUUCGUGAAGUGGUCAGCACCAGCCUCAGAGGGGGAGCCCGCGAGAGACUACUGGACGGCCACGCAGUACUUCGUUUCGGAAGACCACGUGAUCUCCAUAGAAUCGCUGAAGGCGGGCGCCGGCCCGACCCUGGAGAGUGGGGCGACGCUGCAGGACGGCGGCGUGUGGGUGGCGGGACACGAUAAGCGACUCAUGCGCAUACCCAGCACUGAGGCCGAACUCAACAGCACCACUUUUAAGAAACAAAACUGUAUUCCUAAUAUGGGCAUACAUUACUACUACAACAUGACAAAAGAUCUGAACUGCGAGGAACUGCUGCCAUGGUUCGCGCUGACGACGCAGGGGGACCUGGUCGGCACCGGCUUCCAGGUCAUCGGCAGGCUGCCCAAGCCGAAACAUCGUAACUGGUUCGAGUCCUUUGAAAACCUUAAACAGGGAAUUAAGGUGGCUAUCCCUAAUUCACCGGACUGCCUCGGCGACUGGGCUGACAAGUACGGCCUCAUUUCAAUGCACAUCUACUUCGUGAAGGAUCCCUGGAACAUCAAGUGCUGGGCUGGCGACUCGAUACAAGCAGCUCCGACUAUAGACCGACUUCUUCUCAACGGUUACAGAUUCGCCAACAAGAUAACUGAUGAAGUCUAUAAGAUUUUCACCGGAUAACUAUAUAUGUUUAGGGUUAUAUUUAUGAUCAAUUUAGAUAUAAGACAAACAUUUCAAAUUGACGUAAUUACAUUAGCUCACUACUAUGGCAGAUUAUUUUUGUAAUUCAAAUAGGUAAUAAAACAUAUAUCCUAUAAUUUAAAUCUGUUUAGUCCGUCAGACAGAUUUCCGAAAAAUAUUGAAUAUGUUCAUAUUUUUCAUUUUACCACGUUACCACGUCCAGUUUACCAUGUUUUAAAAAGUAACGAAGAUUAAAAGCACUUAAGACGAAGACAUUUAUGAUAGUGGGGGCUAGUAACAACACUUGAUAUUAAAAGAGUACCGGUAAGUGGCGUCACACGAGAUUUCAAAUCACUGUUUAAAGUUUUGUUUACAAGAUUAAAGAGAAAAUAAGAAUCCAAUUUUUUUGGAAAGCUGUCUCAAAUCUGACGGACUAAGCACAUUUUUCUUGACAAAUACAUUCUACCCUAUUAAGUAAUGAUCAUGAUGUAAAAAAUAAUUAUACCUUAGCGUAAUGAGUAGUACGUAACUAUUGUCUUUAAAAGACAGGACUUUUUAUUGGAGGCUAGGCUCAAGGCUGGCUAUUAUUAAUUGGAUAUUUGUGACCAAAGAACAUUGAAUAUUUUCUGUUAAAAACGAUGAAUACUAGGUAUCGGUUAGUAUCUAAAAAUUGUAAGAAACUGAAGAAACCGUUAGUACGGAAUACCAUACAUAAGUUUCAUAAUAUAAGUAGAUAUUAAAGUAUAAGUAAAAAUAAGUAUUA